Microthlaspi erraticum is the source of this 1416-nucleotide messenger RNA. Lineage: Eukaryota; Viridiplantae; Streptophyta; Magnoliopsida; Brassicales; Brassicaceae. The record is from the annotation of a GenBank genome assembly.
AUGAACCAAAUCGGUACACCUCAAACACCUCCAUUUUGUACCCAAUCACCUUCGUUUAGUACCCAAUCACCUUCCUUUAGUACCCAAACACCUCUCUUUGGUACCCAAACUCCUCUGUUUAGUACUCAGACACCUCUCUUCGGUGACCAACCUCCUAACUUUAGUACCCAAACCAGCUUCACAGCAGAUGACGCUGAUGACGUAGACGAGAGCUCACCAUUGGCUACACGGGAAGCAAGAAGAAGAUGGUCAAUCGCAGAAGAUGGGGCGCUGGUGACCGCGUGGUUAAACACUAGCAAAGAUGGCGUGACUACAAAUGAACAGAAAGCUCAAGCGUUUUGGAAACGGGUUUGCAUCUACUAUCAUGGGUGUACUGCGGUUAAGGACUUUCCUCCUCGCCUGUGGAAUACUUGCAAGCAGAUAUGGACGAAAAUAAACAAAGAAGUGCAGUGGUUUUGCGGAUGCUUUGACAUGGCGAGCCGUCAAGCUACAAGUGGCCAAUCCGAUGAUGAUGUCUUCCAGAUGUCUUACAAGUUCUAUUACCAGGAUCAUAAGACCAACUUCGUCUUAGCCCAUGCGUGGAAAGCUCUUAGAAACGAUCAGAAGUGGCGUUCUCAAACAACAGAUAAAGGCAAAAGGCAGAGCAAACGAGCACAGCCACAUGAUUCCGGAGGCGUUGGUCCGAGGGAGGAACCAGAAGAAGAGAGACCGAUGGGUGUGAAGGCAGCAAAGGCUGCAAAGUUGAGAGGAUCCAAGACCGUGAAGAGAACCAGCGAAGACAGGGAGGCUGCUUUGAAGAACCUCGAAGCCGUGGCUACAAUAAGUGAAAAGGAGUUCACUAACAAAGAGAUAUUAGCGGAUAAACAAUUCCUAUCUAACCUCUUAGGAAAAACCGAACCACUUAACGAUAUAGAGAAAGCGGACCUACUUGAGAUGUACAACUCGGAAAAGCGCCGGUUGGACUUGCUCCAAAUCAAACACAAACAUAUUCAGAAAGCAUUCAUGGCAUCUUACGAUCGGUUUAGGUCUCUUCAGCGUCACACACUGCAGUUGAGGGAAGAUAUGGCCGCCUGUGAGAACUUACUGAUGGAAGCAGAGCAAGAUUGCUUGGACUGUGGAGCAGCUUCCCGUGAGGCCGAUAGAGAGAUGGAGGAUUGUUUAGGGUGUCUGAAAGAGACCUCUGCGAAGAUGGGAGAAAAGGCGCAAGUGGUGAAACGAUCCUUGAACUUAGAUAAUGUUGUUGAUUAUGAUAUGUACUGUGUUUAUAAGCUCUGGUUUUUGCGUGUAUUCGGAGCUUAUGGCGAAGGAGGACCGGAGGUGAUGAUCGGAGAUGGACCAGAAGGAGAUCGGAGUAAUCGGAUGGCAAAACAAGCAAGACGGAACAGAGCCUUGAGCAAAAGGAAACAGAGUGCUUGA